GAAAGAUGAUGAGUUAGUUAUCUGAAAUGGGGGGUUGAAAAAGCAAGACUGUCUCUUGAGCUUUCUAACCAUGGCAGCGGCAACAUUGUACUUAGCAAAACCAUCUUCUUGCUUUACUCCCAAAAUCCCGUUUCCCUCAAACUCAAGAGUACUCAGUAGCUGUCGGUUUGGAACCUUAAAGCCGAAAGCUGGUCUGUCACAAUUUCUUAACAUUGUAGAAACCACUUCCUCAUAUAUUCAACUUCCAUUGCAACUAGAACUCCAUGAACCUUCCAAUGCUCUCUCUUUGCCCACUUGGGCUGUUCAUGUAUCAAGUGUUGUUGAAUGGAUUAUAGCUAUGGCUUUGGUGUGGCAAUAUGGGGAGAAAUCAGGAUAUGAAGCUUGGAAGGGCCUUUCUUGGGGUAUGGUACCUCUACUUGGUGGAGCAUUUUGUGCCUGCACAUGGCAUUUCUUUUAUAACUCCGACUCCCUUGAGGUAUUGGUAGCUCUUCAAGCGGCACUAACUGUUAUAGGUAAUAUCACAAUGUGCAUAGCUGCAUACCGAAUAUACAAAUCAUCCCGUGAAAGCUCAGAAAACUUGUGAAGUUUUGGUAUAAAGGUAUUUCGAAGUAACAUUUAUGCUCGAAUGAAAGUCCUUAAUCUUCUGUUGAUUGUUUAACUAUGUUUCUUGGGCCUAGAUGAAUAAGAAGAGUCUAUUGAUUUACAAAAUUAUUUGAAGUGACAAAGAUGGAAUCUUUAAGAUACACUUUUCCUCCUUGAUCUUGAACUAGUCUGUGUAACUUUUGUAUCUAGCUUUCUUUUCACAUGAUACUGUCCUCACUAGAGAAUUCAACUUCAUACUGAUACAUGGUAGUGACCUUUGCCUGUAUUAUUUUGUCAAGACAGUACUCUGUGAAGUAUAUUGAUAAGAAUGCUUAAACUUUUUUGUAUUUUAUAUUUUGUAUAAUGCUAUUUCUAUUCUUUAUUAUUA
Molecule: messenger RNA, 970 nt
Organism: Trifolium pratense (red clover)
Lineage: Eukaryota; Viridiplantae; Streptophyta; Magnoliopsida; Fabales; Fabaceae
Product: ycf49-like protein
Exons: 4
Coding region: 71-583 (170 amino acids)
Source: RefSeq, a predicted model, not a curated record